Molecule: messenger RNA, 4704 nt
Organism: Lachancea mirantina
Lineage: Eukaryota; Fungi; Ascomycota; Saccharomycetes; Saccharomycetales; Saccharomycetaceae
Source: the annotation of a GenBank genome assembly
AUGUCGAGUGGCGAGGGUUCGCACGGGAAGCCGAAAUUCGGUGGUAGCGCGGGCAGCGACCAAUCUCCGGCAUCGCCGUUUCACGACCGAUUUCAAUUUGAGCCGACCGACACCACCAUUGACAACAGUGUAUUUGAGACGAGCGGCAAUGGGAUGUCGUCGGCCCCAUCGACGGCCUCGCGGAGCGGUUCCAUUUUGAGAAAACAAGGUCUAGAUCGGAAGAAAAACGGCAAUAAGAUAGCUUUUGCAGACGAUGACAAGCCGCUAGAAUUCGAAGAACUGUCACGCGAGACUGACGAUGACGAUGCAGAUAUGCACUCUUUUUCCAAUACGCCCAAAAUUGGUGGUUCCGCUCAGUUUCGGGACGCUGAUAUGGAUGGCAAUGGAAAUUCAGUGGAAGAUGAUGCCGCGCACGAGGUCAAAAGGAUGCGUUGGGGUACUCAACGAAAUAAAAAGGGCAAACCUCGGGUCGGGAGGGCCAAGACCCUGCGAUGGGCUAAGAGAAAUUUCCAUAACCCCUUCGAGGAAGGACAUUUGAAGAACGACUCUGAUGACGAAAAUAACUUACUAGGCGUGAAUCGCGCGUCAGAACUGCGAUCCAUUUAUUACAAUAUGGAGCUUCCAGAAACGAUGCUUGAUGAAGAGGGCAAACCCGCCACCCAUUAUGCGAGGAAUAAAAUCAGAACAACGAAAUACACGCCCUUGUCAUUUCUCCCUAAAAACAUUUUUCUUCAGUUUAACAACGUUGCAAACAUCUACUUUCUGGUUAUGAUCAUUUUAGGAGCUUUCGAUAUUUUCGGUGUGACCAAUCCAGGUCUCUCGGCCGUGCCAUUGAUCGUGAUUGUGAUUUUAACAGCGAUAAAAGAUGCUGUCGAAGAUUCGCGACGCACCAUCUUGGAUAUGGAAGUCAAUAACACUAUUACACAUAUUCUCAGUGGCAUGCACAAUAGCAAUGUUUCAGAAGACAACGUUUCGGCAUGGAGAAAGUUCAAAAAAGCCAAUUCUAGGUUACUGUUUCGGUUUAUUCAUUUCUGCGAAGCUCAUCUAACUGAAAAGGGAAGACGUGCUGCAGCUCAACGUAAGCGUCAUGAGCUUCAUGCAGCUAGGAACAAGACCCCGCGUAAUUCCUUAGAGAGUAUGGGCAGCUAUAGACCUUCGGGUAAUUUUGGACGCGAUUCCCUCGAUUACGAUGAUAUCGGACAAAUAGUAACGUCGGAUGAAGUCACAGUUGUUGACCGCAACAUGGAACCACGUUAUGACUGUAAAUUUGUCAAAGAUUACUGGAAGAACGUCAAAGUGGGCGACAUCGUGAGAAUUCACAACAACGACGAAUUACCCGCGGACAUCGUUCUUUUGUCAACCUCGGACGCCGAUGGUGCCUGUUAUGUCGAGACUAAAAAUUUGGAUGGUGAAACAAAUUUAAAAGUUCGUCAAUCUUUGAGAUGUACGCAUCGUAUAAGAAACUCACGCGACGUUACAAGAACUAAAUUUUGGGUCGAAAGUGAAGGACCUCAUGCAAACUUGUACACAUAUCAAGGUAACCUCAAAUGGAUUGACUCCAGUGAUGGGCAAUUGAAAAACGAACCUGUCAACAUCAAUAAUACAUUACUCCGUGGUUGUUUCUUGAGAAAUACUAAAUGGGCCAUGGGGAUUGUUGUCUUUACAGGUGAUGAUUCGAAAAUUAUGAUUAACACUGGUGUAACACCUUACAAGAAAUCUAGAAUUUCGCGUGAACUUAACUUCUCCGUUAUCAUGAAUUUCGUUCUGCUGUUCGUUUUAUGUUUUGUCUCUGGAUUGGUCAAUGGUAUCUACUAUAGAACCAAAAACAACUCGCGUCAGUUUUUCGAGUUUGGAGCUGUUGCUGGCUCCCCAGCUGCUAACGGUAUCGUAUCGUUUUGGGUUGCCGUCAUUCUUUAUCAAUCUUUGGUUCCAAUCUCGCUUUAUAUCUCCAUUGAAAUCAUCAAAACAGCUCAAGCAGCCUUCAUCUAUGGUGACGUUUUAAUGUAUUACGAAAAGCUAGACUACCCUUGUACCCCGAAGACGUGGAAUAUUUCGGACGACCUAGGCCAAAUUGAAUACAUUUUUUCAGAUAAAACUGGAACUUUAACACAGAAUGUCAUGGAAUUCAAAAAGUGUACUGUUAAUGGAGUCUCUUAUGGUAGAGCUUACACAGAAGCUUUGGCUGGUCUUCGAAAGCGUCAGGGUAUAGACGUGGAAGAGGAAGGGAUACAGGAGCGUAAAGCUAUUUCUGAGGACAGGCAGACCAUGAUUAACGAACUUGGGAAACUCUGUGUGAAUACUCAACUUUAUCCUGAAGAACUGACAUUUGUGUCUAAGGAAUUUGUACAGGAUUUGAAUGGCGUCAACGGAGAAUACCAAAAGCGUUGUAACGAGCACUUCAUGUUAGCGCUUGCGCUGUGCCAUUCGGUUCUUGCUGAAAAAUCAAAAGACGAUCCUGAUAAGCUUGAACUAAAAGCUCAAUCCCCCGAUGAAGCCGCCCUUGUGGCAACCGCCCGAGACUUAGGUUUCGCUUUCGUUGAAAGAACCAAGAGAGGAGUAAUAAUAGAGGUGCAAGGUAUUAGAAAGGAAUUCAAGAUUUUAAACGUCCUGGAGUUCAAUUCGAGCAGGAAGCGGAUGAGUUGUAUUGUUGAGAUUCCUAGUUCAGACCCCGGUGAACGUCCAAAGGCCCUUUUGAUUUGUAAAGGAGCGGAUUCGGUAAUUUAUUCGAGACUUAAGAGGGCUGCCAAGGAGAACGAUGAGACUCUACUCGAGAAGACAGCUUUACAUUUAGAACAAUAUGCUACUGAAGGGUUAAGAACAUUGUGCAUUGCUCAAAGAGAACUUUCUUGGCCCGAAUAUGAGGAGUGGAAUGCUAGGCACGAGAUUGCUGCAGCUUCGUUGACAGAAAGAGAAGAGGAACUGGAGAUCGUGGCUGAUAGCAUAGAGCGUGAGCUUGUUUUGCUGGGUGGAACAGCAAUCGAAGAUCGCUUGCAAGACGGAGUGCCUGACGCUAUUGCUUUGCUAGCGGAUGCCGGUAUUAAGCUGUGGGUCUUGACCGGUGACAAAGUCGAAACAGCCAUCAACAUUGGUUUUUCUUGCAAUCUCCUUAACAAUGAAAUGGAGCUAUUGAUUAUUAAAACUGUUGGUGAAGAUGUUGAGGCUGAAGGAUCUACUCCAUAUGCCGUCGUGGCGUCACUCAUCGAGAAAUAUUUGAGAGAGAAAUUCAAUGCUACUGGCUCUCAGGAGGAACUCGAGAAUGCAAAGACUCAACACGAACCUCCACAAGGUAACUUUGGUCUGAUAAUUGACGGUGACGCACUAAAACUGGCGCUCAGCGAUCCAGAGAUUAGUCGCCGUUUCUUGAUUCUUUGCAAAUUUUGCAAGGCUGUGUUAUGCUGCAGAGUGUCACCUGCUCAGAAGGCUGCUGUCGUAAAACUGGUGAAGGAGUCCUUGGAUGUGAUGACGUUGGCUAUAGGCGAUGGCUCCAAUGACGUUGCCAUGAUUCAAUCAGCUGACGUUGGUGUUGGAAUAGCAGGUGAGGAAGGUAGACAGGCUGUCAUGUCAUCAGAUUAUGCUGUUGGUCAAUUCAGAUUUUUGGCCAGAUUAAUUCUUGUUCAUGGGAGAUGGUCGUAUAAGCGUUUGGCUGAAAUGAUUCCAAGUUUCUUUUACAAGAAUGUUAUUUUCACGCUGGCAUUAUUCUGGUAUGGUGUAUACAGCAAUUAUGAUGGCGCAUAUCUUUUUGAAUACACCUAUUUGAUGUUUUACAAUUUAGCAUUCACGUCUUUGCCGGUCAUUUUUAUGGGAAUCCUGGAUCAAGAUGUAAAUGAUGUUGUUUCAGUUCUUGUACCACAGCUUUAUCGCGUUGGUAUUUUGAGAAGAGAAUGGAAUCAAACGAAAUUCUGGGGGUACAUGCUUGACGGCAUCUACCAGUCUGUGAUCAGCUUCUUCUUCCCUUACUUGGUGUACCAAAAGACAGGCUUGGUUACCCAAAACGGUUUGGGUCUCGAUCAUCGCUAUUGGGUUGGGAUAAUGGUUGCCAGUGUGGCUGCGAUUUCCUGUAACCUUUACGUUCUCAUUCACCAAUACCGCUGGGAUUGGUUUUCGGGCCUGUUCAUCGCGCUCUCAUGCAUUGUUGUAUACGCCUGGACUGGAAUUUGGUCUAGUUCCUUGACAAGCGGUGAGUUCUACAAAAGCGCAGCUCAUGUCUUUGGCACUCCAACCUACUGGGCUGUUCUUUUCGUGGGGAUUUUAUUCUGCUUGCUUCCGAGGUUCACCUACGAUGUUAUUCAGAAAAUCGUGUUCCCACGAGACAUUGACAUCAUACGUGAAUGCUGGAGUCAGGGGCAAUUCGAUGGGUACCCAGAAGGCUACGACCCCACAGACCCUAACAGAGCCAAGAUUGUCAGAUCGCGCGCCGCCCUGCUACAAGACAAAACACUAGAAGAAGGUGGACUUUCAAGAUCUGUUGCCAAUGCAAAUUUGUCUCGCGACACCGUUUACACCGAGGAAAUUCCAAUGAAUUUCAUUCCAAGCUCUGACACCUCUCCUGGUCAUUUUCACCGCAGAUCCGGCCCAUCUCUUGAGCGCACUCGCCAAGAAAUGCUGUCGUCAAACGAACUUGAUAAUAGAUAUUCCGUUGAACGCGCGCGUCUCUCGCUCGACUUGCCUGGUGUUACACGCGCUGAGAGUCUCAUGCGUAGAUAA